This is a messenger RNA of Gracilinanus agilis (Agile Gracile Mouse Opossum), 4003 nucleotides long. RefSeq names its product 1-acylglycerol-3-phosphate O-acyltransferase 3 (gene AGPAT3). Bases 151 to 1281 code for a protein of 376 amino acids. The record is from RefSeq and is a predicted model, not a curated record. Gene Ontology annotation, cellular component: endoplasmic reticulum; endomembrane system. The transcript has 10 exons. NCBI's taxonomy places the organism in Eukaryota, Metazoa, Chordata, Mammalia, Didelphimorphia, Didelphidae. Gene Ontology annotation, molecular function: 1-acylglycerol-3-phosphate O-acyltransferase activity.
AUAUUAUCUCAUUUGAUCCUCACAACAGCCCUGUGAGAACUCUAAGGUUGGAAAACUUAAGAAGAAUUGUUACUGUUGACCAUACUAAAUUUUGUGCCUUGGACAUCUGUGCUAAGUGUAGGACCCUGCACCAAGUACUAAGUGAUUACCAUGGGCCUACUUGCAUUUCUGAAGACUCAGUUUGUUGUACACCUGCUCAUUGGGUUUGUCUUUGUCGUAAGCGGGUUUAUCAUUAACUUCAUCCAGCUAUUCACCCUAGUCCUCUGGCCUAUCAACAAGCAAUUUUACCGAAAAAUAAAUUGUCGGCUUUCCUACUCACUAUGGAGCCAGUUAGUCAUGCUUCUGGAAUGGUGGUCAGGCACAGAAUGUACUUUAUUCACAGAUCAGGAAACGAUUAACAAAUUUGGAAAAGAGCAUGUGGUCAUCAUCCUUAAUCACAACUUUGAAAUUGACUUCCUAUGUGGCUGGACCAUGUGUGAACGAUAUGGUGUGUUGGGGAGCUCUAAAGUCCUGGCAAAGAAAGAACUGCUUUAUGUGCCCCUUAUUGGCUGGACGUGGUAUUUUCUAGAGAUUGUAUUCUGCAAAAGAAAAUGGGAAGAAGACAGGAAUACUGUUAUUGAAGGAUUAAAACGUUUGUCUGACUAUCCUGAAUACAUGUGGUUUCUUUUGUAUUGUGAAGGAACACGAUUUACAGAGAAAAAACAUCAAAUUAGUAUGGAAGUGGCUGAAUCCAAAGGAUUACCCAAACUCAAAUAUCAUUUGUUGCCCAGAACCAAAGGCUUCACUACUGCAGUCCAGUGUCUCAGGGGAACAGUUGCAGCAGUCUAUGAUGUAACACUCAAUUUCAGAGGAAACAAGAAUCCAUCAUUACUAGGGAUCCUAUAUGGAAAGAAGUAUGAAGCAGAUAUGUGCGUGAGGAGAUUUCCUCUGGAAGAUAUCCCACAGGAUGAAAAGGAAGCAGCACAGUGGCUUCAUAAGCUUUAUCAGGAGAAGGACGCUUUACAAGAGCAGUACAAACAGAAAGGUGUGUUUCCAGGGGAGAUGAUUAAACCUGCCAGAAGACCAUGGACUUUACUGAAUUUCCUUGGAUGGGCAACUAUCCUUCUAUCUCCUCUCUUCAGAUUUGCAUUUGGUGUUUUCGCAAGUGGAUCACCCCUUCUGAUACUUACAUUCUUAGGAUUUUUUGGAGCAGCUUCAUUUGGAGUCCGCAGACUGAUAGGAGUAACUGAAAUAGAGAAAGGUUCUAGUUAUGGAAACCAAGUAUUCAAGAAAAAGGAAUAAUUAAUGGCUACAGAUUGAACAUGUGUAACCAGAUGGUGUGGUAUCAAAUUAACUUAAUUAAAAACAAAACAACCGAACAAAAAACACUUAGAAACUAUCUUUUUUCUUAUUAACUGGUGACUAAUAUUAACAAAUAAAACUUGAGCCAAGAGUAAAGAAAUUGGAAAGAUUGGCAGAAGAACAACAUCAACUUUCUACCUGUAUUCACAAUGUAAGGAUCUCAAUGUAAUUCAAACUUUGGAAGAAAAUCUGGGUUUAAAAAACUGGUAAUAUUUUGCUUUGCUGAUGGAAAAGGGUGGUAUCAGGAGGAUUUGAAUUUUCCAGAUGACCAAUUUCACAAAUAUGUGAUUUUUUUUUUUAAAGAAAUCUGUGCUUAUAGGAGAAGGCUUGUUAAAUGCUUUUCUCUUAAAACUAAUGUAGUUCUUUAAACUUUAAAAAAAAGAAGAAGAAAAAGAAGAAAAAGAAAAGAAAAGGGGAUGGGGAAGUAUUCUGGCAAGUUUUCCUGCUCUUUCUUCUUCCUUUGAUUCUCCACAAACUUCCCCAGAAAAAAAAAAAGUACCUCUUUAAUUGAAUCAACAGCUUUCCCUACAGUGAAGUUUUAAAUAAAGGGUCAUGGGAACAAGAGUACCUGGCCUCUUCUGUUCUGAAUUUCAGGCAGUCCUUCUAUAUUAUGGAAGGCAUCUGUGAAGAAAUAUUUCUCCUAGUGAAAAGCACAUAUUGAUGAUUUGAAAUCGAGUAUAGGUUUUUUUUUCCCCUUUCCACUUGUAUCUUUUAAUGCUUUUAUUUUCAAGAGCUAAUGUUUGCCCCAUUUUCUAAAUGCAGUGUACUUAGGUCACAGAUAGGGUGUUUUUGAGGCAAGGUAACUCUGGGAACUAUAUCUAUAAAAUGAGAGUUAUUUACUCUGCAGUUUUGCAGCCCUUUUAAAAUUUCUCUAUUACUACUUGAAUCCCAUUCUUUUCCACCAUUUGCCCUGAAGUGGCUACAUUACAUGAAUUUCCUUUUUUAAGAUGCAUCUUAAAGCCACCUAAUUACUUUUCCUAUCUGCCAUACAGUCUAAGGAGUAGCACAUUUACAGAAAUUUUCUAUUAUGUGCAAUGGAGAUAUUCUUUGUUCCUUAUAUCAGAUCUAUAAGAUUCCCUUUAAGUAGUUGUGUCACCACUAAGCUUUCUGUCAUAGGUAGAUGGAGAUAAUGAAGACUUUUUUCCCCAGGUUUUUAUUUUUAACAUAUGAAACAAAUUAAAAUGUUGAUGAAUUUUGAUUUAUUGGUAAAGAGAGAAGGUAAAGAAUUUAGCUUUUUUUGUUUAUUCUUUUCCUUCAUCCAUGCCCCAAACGUAUGACAUGUUUUGUUCCUGGAGGCAGCCCCUCAUUGUAUUUAGGUAGGAUAGUCAUUAAUAUGCAAACAUGCAGAUAUUUCAAAUGUUCCAUGAGUUAAUAGAUGCAAAUUGCUUUGAAAUAGCAUUGAAGAAAUCGUGUCUAAACCCAAGUUAAAUCUUUAUAACUCAGUUGCAUAAAAAAAUUAGAAUCCUUUAUGUUCUAAUUGGUGUCUAAGGAUAAUAUUUUUUACCUUUCUGUAUAAUCCCAAGUCAUAUUAUUUUCCCAAAGUGUUUGCUUUAACUUGUGGCAUUAGGUAAAGAUUUUAGGUCUUUAAGUAAACUGUUUCUUGUUGGAGUUGUUUAUUUUACCACCCAGCCCUGAAAUAUGAAUUCUCAUGAGGGCAGCAGAGGACAGAUUAUCUCAGAAUAAGUGUGUAUCACUCUUCCAGCCAAUCCAUUCCUCCCUCACUAAGCACUAUGUUAUCAGUCCUGCCUUUUUUCUCCUAUUUUCUAGUCACUUUUCCUGUUGCACCUUAGAUAUUGUUAACAUUCACCCUCACCUUCCAAGGGAAAGAAUAUUUCCAAAUGGAUUGAAAUUUUCUGAGAAAGCAGAAGGUAGAAGGAGGGGGAAAUUAAGGCAAACUGAUAAAGCAAUUAUGUAUUGGUCAAUGCUGUGUAUUAGAAAGAUGUUAGUGAGGUCAGAUAUUUUCUUUAUGAAGAAGAUAUUAAACCUAUUUAUAUUUUCUUGGUAACUUCAAUGGAAGGAAGCAGGUAUAGUAAAGGUUGCUUACCAACUACAUUUUAAUCUUAUUCACGAGCUAUGUUUUUUUUUUAAACAAAUUUAUUAUUGAGUUGAAAGGGGGGUGGAAUUAUAACUUUGUCCUCUAUCCUCCUCUUAGUAUAUUCCUUCCUCAUUUUUCUUCCCAACUAAACUGGCAUACAGUACUGUGAAUAAAUAGACUAUCUUUUUAGUUUUUUAGGUUUUCUUUUCAUGAUGCACUAUUUCUGUAUGUGAAUGUAUUUAAGAUCUUUAUAUUAUCAUUUCCUAAUUCUGCCCUUCUCAAUAGUCAUAUCUGGAAAGUUUUGAAGAAAAAAGAUAAGACUAAAAAACUUAACCAUGCAGAGUAUAUUACACAAGGAAAAAAAAGCAACAUGGUAUUUUUUCUAUUUAAUUGAUAUUUCUUAUUUCCCAGAUAGAUGUUUUUUUCCCUUUUAAAUUAAAAUACUAUGUAUAAAUUGACAUUGAUUCAGUAAAUGAAUAAUGAAGAUUAGGAGCUUGGAUCGAAGAUUGAAACAAUGGGCAUAGAUUUUUAUAUCUUAACACUAUUUUCUUCUGAUUUAAUAAAAUAUGGCUUGUACAUUGGACUACCAAGCCCUCUAAAAGCAAUAAUAAACAGUAUCACGAACUA